Messenger RNA from Bursaphelenchus xylophilus (pine wood nematode), 2283 nucleotides. Lineage: Eukaryota; Metazoa; Nematoda; Chromadorea; Rhabditida; Aphelenchoididae. The record is from the annotation of a GenBank genome assembly.
AUGGCUAGAAGUUGGCUGGGUCGGCGUCUCAGCGGCCGAAGAUUGAUUUAUUUCCUCAUCUCGCUUUCUCUACUAUCAUUUGUGGCCGUUCAGUUUACUUUUGGUAGACCAGUAGGUUAAUAUUUUUUUGUAUUAUGGGCUUAGAACGAUGUAAUUGCAAGCAGAAGGCAUCCUCAAGACGGCUUUAAUGAUGAUCCACCAUAUAAAGCUGGUGGUCCUCAAGAAGCAAGGUUACAUGCGGAUGUUGUAAAGGUCCCCCCGAGAGACGGAUUCCUCAAUAAUGUGGCUGAUGCUAUUAAACCGACAUUUUUGGGGAAAGGGAAGUUUAUUCCAGAAAAAAGGAUCGUUCAUCUGGAUCUAAAAGGAGGAGCGUAUAGAGUAAGUAAAUUAACUUUAGACUACAAAUCGGCAUCUUUAAAGGCGAUCUACACGCCUAUGAGAUUACAAUAAUAAUAUAAAAAGCCACGAUUUUCGAGAAAUUUGGAUGAGUCUCAAAAAAUGUUCGCUUUUGUAAAUCCCGGGUUUUAAAAAAUCGAACUGCAUUCCAGCUGUAUAUUGCAUUAGGCAAUGCUAGAUAUGCUGCUCGAUCUGAUGAUAUAGAAACUUACUGUGACGUUGCAAUUCUGAGUCAUCGAUGUCAAAAAUGUCCGCUCCAAGCAACGAUUUGUAUUAGAACGCAUUAAAAACUGUUGUUAUGAUAUACUAUACAUGUAGAUCGCUUUAAAUUGAAAGGGCCGAUUUAUAGUCUGAGUGUAAAUAACUAUAGAGAUUUUUACUUUAGCCUUCUUUCUUCCCUCGACUGUUUGAUUUUUUUGUAAAAACUCAAUUCACGGGUAUUUUAUUGGAAUGGGAAGACAUGUUUCCAUACGAAGGAACUCUGAAAACAGCUAUAAACGGAGAUGCUUACAGUAUGCAGGACGUAGGUAAAAUACUUAAAUUCUAUUUGGUAUUAGGUACGCGAUAUUCUCCAAGCAGCGAAGGAUCGCAAGCUGGAAGUAAUCCCUCUUGUCCAGACUUUUGGCCAUCUGGAAUGGGUCCUGAAAUUGGACGGAUUUGCGCGGCUUCGGGAAGAUCCCAGACAUCCAACUGUCAUUUGUUUUGGAAAGAACGAGAGCUUUGACAUCAUUAAGGAUAUGGUUGAUCAGGUGGCCGGAGUCCAUAAAGAAUUUGGAAUGUCUUCUUUCCACAUGGGUGCAGAUGAGGUUUUUAUAUUGGGAGUUUGUAACGAAUCCGUCAAGAAAAUGCAAGAACAUGGGGGAAAGGAUCGGGCAAUGCUGUGGCAUAUGUCCAGAGUGGCCAAAUACAUCAAGGAGACCCAUAAGGUGGACGUUCUAGCAUGGCAUGAUAUGUUUGCCCACAUAAUCGAGGAAGACCUCCGGACAUACGAAAUGACAACGUUGGUCGAACCCAUGCUCUGGAGUUAUGCUGAGGAUCUGGAUUAUUUCCUUCCAUUCUCAACCUGGCUUUCGUUGAAACCAUUUGGAAAAGCAUGGGCAGCUUCGGCUUUCAAAGGUGCAGACGGCCCAGGGAGGUAUAUCUCUAAUCCGAUGCAUUAUGUGAAGAAUCAUGAGAGUUGGGUAAAACAGUUUGAUCGGGCAAAGAAUGAACUGAAAAUCCGAGGCCUGGUCUACACUGGAUGGAGCAGAUACGAUCAUAUGGCCACGUUGUGUGAGCUGGUACCAACUGCUCUUCCUCAGCUUUUAAUGUCUCAAGAAACAAUCCUGGAAGGGAAACCGAUGAAUGGGAAUUAUGAGAUGACUCGCAAAUGGUUGGAAUGCACUCCAGUCACCGGUCUGGGGGAAGUUUCUUAUGGUUGCAAAUUUCCUGGAAGUGAAGUAAGAAGUUAUUAUAUUAUCCUGAAAACGUUAUUGUAGGUCUACGAGGUCAUCAACCAGUAUUACAAUAAACGGCUAGCUGUGGAGAAAUAUAUUGCUGAGGAUUACGACUUUAAUGGAUGGUUGACCAGGAUUGCGGAGGUUUACGAUGUCUCUUCUCCAUUGGCUGUCGAGGUAACGGAGACCUUAAUUGACUUAUGGCUUCCUUGUUUAGAAAAUAAUUCCUGUUCUGGAUCAACAUUUAUCCGAUCUUAAAGCCUCAGAGAAAGCCUUCAGAAAUGCGAUGAAAUUAAUUUAUUUCCAAGAAACCAUCGAUGAAUACGUUUAUGUUUACAUGGCUGACAUCAUAGAAAAGUUGCAACGUCGGAGAGAAGCAGCGAUAAAACAGUCGACCGGGGUGAACACAUAUCCCAAGCGACCGUUUAUUAAAUACCCAAAAGAGCUCUGA